Molecule: messenger RNA, 275 nt
Organism: Paramecium octaurelia
Lineage: Eukaryota; Ciliophora; Oligohymenophorea; Peniculida; Parameciidae
Source: the annotation of a GenBank genome assembly
AUGAAAAAAGGAAAAAAAUAAAAAGAUUCUCAUUAAAAGCAAGAAGAAUAAAUUGAAACUUUUUGGAAAGCAUAAAAACUAGAUCUUAAGUUUUUGGAAGGGUUGAAUCUCAUGAAUGAAUAUUAUCCACAAACUAAACAAAUAUUUGUGAAUGAAUAAAUGAACAUUUAAAAUAGAACUUCAAAAAUCAGAUGUGUAAAGAAACGAACAAUAAUGCUCCAUUAAUUGACUGUAGAACAAAAGAGGAGCCCAAAAAAAUGAUUGAACCUAUUAGU